AAACGAACGAAACUCGAGCGCAUUCUUGACAUGGCGCCUACAAAACCACAAUCCAGCAAGAGCAGAAAGCCACCAAGCUCGGGUCCGAAAGGCAAGGUUGGCAAGUCGAAACCUAAAGGUCCUCCGCCAAAACCGCAGCAAGUCAAGACGAAGCGACCGACAUCGUCUGCAAAGCCAAAGCGCAAGGUAUACACAGAAAAGGAACUCGAUAUUCCAAAACUGAAUAUGAUCACUCCGGCUGGUGUGCAGAAGCCCAAGGGAAAAAAGAAAGGCAAAAUUUUCGUGGAUGACCAGGAGAGCAUGAUGACCAUUCUUGCCAUAGUAAAUGCAGAGAAAGAAGGGCAAAUCGAGUCAAAGAUGAUGAAGGCGAGACAGAUGGAGGAGAUUCGUGAAGCCAGACGUCAAGAGGCGGAAGCACGACAACAGCAUAAACGGGAAAAACUUGAGGAAACCAAGGAUUUAAUUCGAAAAAGUCGCAAGCGAAAGUCGGACACCACCUCCACGGAUGCUGAGAAAGUCGCAAAGACGGAGAAGCCCGGCAAGAAGCGUGUCUCUUUUGGUUGAUUUUAUAUCUAUCCAAGCUCUAUCGAUCUAUAUAUUUGCACCACUGCACUCUCGAGAGGACUACUGGCCAGCAGAAACAUGUAGGCGCCGCCUCAUGGGGUCAAAUGCGCUACCCAUAUUCGAGUGUUCAGCAGUAGAGGAAAGGGCGCCGACAGCCUUGAGAUCUGUCUCAAAUGCCAUUCUAUUGAGAAAUGCGGCG
Messenger RNA from Pseudovirgaria hyperparasitica, 763 nucleotides. RefSeq lists its product as uncharacterized. Bases 31 to 564 code for a protein of 177 amino acids. The record is from RefSeq and is a predicted model, not a curated record. Gene Ontology annotation, biological process: intracellular mRNA localization; ribosomal large subunit biogenesis. Gene Ontology annotation, cellular component: preribosome, large subunit precursor; nucleolus. The transcript has 3 exons. Lineage: Eukaryota; Fungi; Ascomycota; Dothideomycetes; Acrospermales; Acrospermaceae. Gene Ontology annotation, molecular function: mRNA binding.